GUCGCUUGAAUAAAACUGAAAGUCAUCUGUUCUGCCGUCAUCUGUCAUUAAAAAAACACGAUUGAGUGAGAAAGUAGUUCAAAUUCAAACAAUUUUAUAAUUUCCCUCCCUUUCAUUUCAACGGAUUAAAUUUCAUUUGUUUAAUGACACGUGGAUUACGAUAAGAUUACAGUGUUAAUUAUUCAAUUUUGUAUGUAUUAAAUGCUCUAUAAUACCAUUUUAUCAAGUUUAUUUAAAUACAAACCACCGAUAAGGAUUGCCGCUGCAAUGUCCACGGAACCUCUUAAUUUGGCGACAUUAAGUAAAUUGAAAGAGAAGUACUAUGAAGAUCCAAAGAAUGAACUGGCACAGAAUGCUUGCACUCGGUUCGAUCCAUUUGAAGUUGCCAUCAGACGGAGACAAGCUGACAGCACCUUGCAUGUCUAUAAUAUUAAGUUGGAGUCUGAGGGUAAGCCGGUGACCAACCAAGAGAACACAGGCCGGUGCUGGCUCUUUGCUGCACUCAAUGUAAUGCGUUUGCCCUUCAUGAAGAAAUAUGCACUCGAUGAGUUUGAGUUCUCUCAAGGCUAUCUAUUUUUCUGGGACAAAAUAGAACGGUCUCACUACUGGUUGAAUAACAUUGUACAGACAGCCCGCCAAGGGGAGGAACUGGAGGGACGACUUGUCAACUUUUUAUUAAAGGAUCCCAUCAAUGAUGGUGGACAGUGGGACAUGAUCGUGAACCUGGUCAACAAGUAUGGCCUUAUGCCCAAGAAGUGCUUCCCCGAGUCAUUCAGUUCUCGUCGCAGCCUGCAUAUGAAUGCUAUCAUCAAAACUAAGUUGCGUGAAUUCGCGAAGGAGUUACGAGACCAGGUGUGUGCGCAGGCGACGGACGCAGACAUACAGAAGACCAUCGACAAGCAGAUGGCCGUCAUAUAUCAUAUCGUUGCUACCUGCCUUGGUACUCCUCCGGAACAAUUCACAUUGGAAUUCUACAACAAGGAGAAAGUGUACAAUAACUUUGGUCCUCUCAGCCCGCAGGAGUUCUAUAACAAACAUGUUCGACCACUUUUCAAUGUUGAUGACAAGGUUUGUCUGGUGAGUGACCCGAGACAAUCUAAUCCCUUCGGCAACUUGUACACGCUGCAUUGCCUUGGCAAUAUGGUGGGCGGCCGGCAGACUGCGUACAACAACCAGCCUAUUGAGACACUCAUGAAGGUUGUCAAAGACAGUAUCCAAGGCGGCGAGGCGGUGUGGUUUGGGUGCGAGGUUUCCAAGAGAUUUGAACGUAAGAACGGACUUGAAGACUUGGAUGCGCAAGAUUUCAAGCUAGUGUUCAACACAGAAGUGCAAGUUGGUCUAAACAAGGCUGACCGGUUGAUGUAUGGCGAUUCAUGUAUGACACAUGCUAUGGUGUUCACCGCUGUAGGAACUGAUGAACAAGGAAAUCCAUUGAAAUUCCGAGUGGAGAAUUCUUAUGGAGACAAAGAGUAUGACAAAGGUUACUUGCUUCUUACCACGCCUUGGUUCAAGGAGUUUGUUUUUGAGGUUGUUGUAGAUAAAAAAUUCGUACCAGAUUCAGUAUUGGAGGUGUUCAAGCAAGAGGCGAAGGUGUUGCCAGCCUGGGACCCCAUGGGCACGCUCGCCUGUCCCGUGUGUUGCAAGGAUUAAGUAAAUUGUUGGGAAAAUAUAUUCAGAAGCUACCAAUCAAUAUUUUUUAGGGAAUCUCAAAAUUUAUAAUAUUUUUUGUUGUAUGCAAUGUACUUUUUUAGGAUUUUUUAA
Molecule: messenger RNA, 1761 nt
Organism: Papilio polytes (common Mormon)
Lineage: Eukaryota; Metazoa; Arthropoda; Insecta; Lepidoptera; Papilionidae
Product: bleomycin hydrolase
Exons: 12
Coding region: 202-1650 (482 amino acids)
Biological process (GO): response to toxic substance; L-homocysteine catabolic process; proteolysis
Cellular component (GO): cytoplasm
Molecular function (GO): cysteine-type aminopeptidase activity
Source: RefSeq, a predicted model, not a curated record